Molecule: messenger RNA, 3806 nt
Organism: Anarrhichthys ocellatus (wolf-eel)
Lineage: Eukaryota; Metazoa; Chordata; Actinopteri; Perciformes; Anarhichadidae
Gene: aifm1
Product: apoptosis inducing factor mitochondrion associated 1
Exons: 21
Coding region: 392-2566 (724 amino acids)
Biological process (GO): mitochondrial respiratory chain complex assembly; apoptotic process
Cellular component (GO): mitochondrion; cytoplasm
Molecular function (GO): protein dimerization activity; NAD(P)H oxidase H2O2-forming activity; FAD binding
Source: RefSeq, a predicted model, not a curated record
ACAGAGUUUGAAUCUGAAAUAACACACGCGUUAACAACGUAUAGGAUAAGAAAAUAAAUACUAUGAUCCGUCAUAACUCAAAAAUAACAACAAAAAAACGUCAAGUCACGGUCAACACUGUCAUUGAUAUCAUCAGCGACGCCAUCUUUCUUCCAAUGCCGUUGUGCUACUUAGUUUUCUAGGGGUGAUCACUCUCACACAUUCAAAGAGUCUUUACAAUUACCCAUGACUCCCCUGAAACGUAUGACCUGUCUCCUGUGUGUGGCCUUGGCUCGUAACGCGUCUGUCAGUGCGUGCUGGCUGUAGGACUUAAUUAACGGUAACUAGCUAGUGUUUGUGUCCGACAGAUCGGCUAGUUAACUGGGAGCCGUUACAGCGGAGUCGAGCCACAAUGCUGAAAUGUAGAACUGUAUGGAAAAAGCUUGCACCACUAGCUAGAUCCUCCUCAACUGUGUGCCGGCAGAAUGUGAGACGACCAGGGUUAAACAGUGGCAGGAUACCAACAUGUGUACCUGCAGCUCACAUGUCCACAGGGCCUGCAGGGGGAGGCAGAGAAAACCAGCUGUACGUUCUUCUGGUUGCAGCAACCUGCGUCGGCGGUGGAGUUUAUGCGUACCUAACUGUCAAGGGAGACAGCCAAAGAUAUCAGGACCGUAUCGAUGAAAUUUCAUCCCGACCAAGUAAACAAGCCGCAGAACAACCAGCCGCACUCAUCCAGUUAGAGCCUCCCGCUGUGGAAGCCAUUGAAACAGCGGCCGUCCCUGAGCCAGAACCUCAAGCAGCACCAGCAUCUUCACCAGAAGAGCCGAGCCCCCCGGCCCCCGAUGCUGAAGUACUGGCCCCCGUUGAAACAACUGAACCCCCCCCAGCAGCUGAGCCGGUGGUAGAAGCUUCCCCAGAGGAGGCAGCAGAACCACCUGCUGCAGCUGUGGUUGAGGAGGAACCACCAGCCCCCUCUGAGCCGUCCCCAGCUGAGCUCACAGAGCCGGCCCCUGCACCUGUUGCGGAGAGUGAACCUGCAGCAGCAGCAGAAAGCCCCUCAGCAGAGCCAACCGAGCCUCAGCCGGAGGUUGUGGCAGAGAGUGGAGACUCCUCACCUGCCUCUCUCAAGCUCCCCUCACACACACCCUACCUCCUUAUCGGUGGAGGCACCGCCUCUUUCGCUGCGGCCCGGUCCAUUCGAGCCAGAGACCCUGGUGCCAAGGUGUUGAUUGUGACUGAUGAGCUAGUCCCUCCAUACAUGAGGCCGCCUCUUUCUAAGGAACUGUGGUUCUCUGACGAUCCCAGUGUGACGGAAACACUGCGCUUCAAACAGUGGAAUGGAAAGGAAAGGAGUAUCUACUUCCAGCCGCCAUCAUUCUACAUUAAUGCAGAAGAAUUGGAUGGUGCAGAAAACGGUGGAGUGGCAGUUCUCUCCGGCAGAAAGGUGGUUCACAUGGAUGUGAGGGGUAACAAAAUAACGCUUGACGAUGACACUGAGAUUUCCUACGACAAGUGUUUGAUUGCUACAGGUGGUGCGCCAAGAAAUCUACAGGUCAUUGAAAGAGCCGGAGAGGAGGUGAUGAAGAAGACCACGUUGUUCCGCAAGGUCGAGGACUUCAAAUCCUUAGAUAAGGUCUCCAGAAACGUCAAGUCCAUCACAAUCAUUGGGGGCGGCUUCCUGGGCAGCGAGCUGGCCUGUGCCCUCGGCAGGAGAUCAACUGAGUGUGACCUGGAGGUGAUACAGAUGUUCCCUGAGAAGGGCAACAUGGGGAAAGUGUUGCCCGAGUAUCUGAGCAACUGGACGACAGAAAAAGUCAAGAGAGAGGGUGUGAAAGUUAUCUCUGAAGCGCUGGUGAAAUCUGUGGUGUGCAAGGAUGACAAAUUAGAAAUCCAACUGAAGGAUGGCCGAUUGGUGAAAACGGACCACAUUGUUGCAGCCGUUGGCCUGGAGCCCAAUGUCGACCUUGCCAAGUCAGCAGGUCUGGAGGUGGACUCUGACUUCGGUGGCUUUCGAGUCAAUGCAGAGCUGCAAGCCAGAUCCAAUAUUUGGGUGGCAGGAGAUGCUGCGUGCUUCUAUGACAUCCGACUGGGCCGCAGACGAGUGGAGCACCACGAUCACGCCGUCGUGAGCGGAAGGCUAGCGGGAGAGAACAUGACGGGAGCCAACAAACCCUACUGGCAUCAGUCCAUGUUCUGGAGUGACCUGGGACCUGAUGUCGGCUACGAGGCUAUUGGGAUCGUUGACAGCAGCCUACCAACAGUAGGAGUGUUUGCCAAAGCCACAGCCAAGGAUACACCCAGAGCUGCUACUGAGAAGUCAGGAACUGGGAUCCGGUCAGAGAGUGAAACCGAGGACACGGCUACCAGCGCAGUGGCCUCUUCGACGUCUGCUCCCGCCAUGGUGCAGCAGAAAGACGAGUACGGAAAAGGAGUCAUCUUCUACCUGAGAGACAAAGUGGUGGUGGGCAUCAUCCUGUGGAACGUGUUCAACAGGAUGCCCAUCGCGAGGAAGAUUAUCAAGGAUGGAGAGGAACACGCAGAUCUGAAUGAAGUGGCCAAACUGUUCAACAUCCAUGACGAUUAAGGUGGCGGCGGCCGGCACUUAUUAUGAGAGCGGAGCUUCAUGUGAGGACUGAACUCUGGCAGCCUUUGUGUUUAAGACGCAACUGAUCAUACACACAAAACAGGAGGAUUCAUGUAAAUGAUGUCUGAGAUAUUUUUCAAAUUUGGAGUUUGUAUCUGCUGCACCUGUUUCGUUUGUUUCUUUUUUUUGUUGUCCAUCUAGGAAAACUUGUCUCGCUUGUCUCAUCCACCGUUUUGCUCGUGUUUUUGAAAAUCACAGUCCAGAUGUGAUCAUCCUUCUGCUUGUCCACACCAGGCUGAAAAACGUGCUGAGCGUGGAUUAUUGUUUUCCUCUGUGAUCAGAGCAGCUUGUCGUGAGAGAAGCUGCAAUAAAGGCUAUUUUUAAAAGUGGGAGUGAUCCAAUUAUUAUCAUUUUUGCUCCCAGAUAUUAUCACUGAUGACGACAUGUAUCCUGACCUCCAUUCUGAGCUGUGAUGGUUGUUAAAGUCUUGUGUGGUUGAGCUCAUCUGUCCCGAAGCGUUCCAGUCACUGUGCACUGCUUCGCUCAUACAUGCGAUCUACAGUCGUUGGACCUUUUUUUUUUUUUUUUUUUUUUUUUUUCUUUUUUUUUUUUAAAUGAGGUAUGUUACAGGUCUAACCUCAGCUAAAAGCACUGGGCACAGGCAGGCUUGUAUAAAGGGCAUCUGACAAGUACACUUUACAGUGUGUACAAGUACGAUCAAAUUAAGCAGAGUCAAUGUGCACUCCAACAAGAACAACAUUAAGAUGAAGCUUGGCCUACUUAAUCCUGUCCGGAGGUAAAAAUGUUCAAGCAUGCAGAAGCAAUGGGUUUUUUUUCCUUCUGCUGUGGGCUUCUUGUUAUUAGGAUUGCGUUCAUGUUCUGUAUUCUCACACAUUUCUUAUCCUACUUGACACUGUGGGCUCCGGAGCGAUGUGUGGCACGGCCUUUUUUUUUUCGAGUGAGGCAGAACACGUGCAGCCAUAACGUCCCAUCGCUUUCUUUGACAUCAAUUUUGCAUGGGUAAAUGGCUGAACUGCCUCCCCGCUCUGUGUGGAGGAAUAAACAUGAGCUUCCACAUUUAUAUUUGAAUUUGCUUGGCGAUUUUGAAGAUGAAGUAAUUCGACCAGAAACGUUGGACGGCUCUGCUAAAGAUAAAUAACCUCUGGGAUGUGUAUACUGACACUGACACAAACAUGUUACACUUGAAUAAAUGGGAGAUUCGUUUCCUUCUUGAAUGCAA